AUGUGCCACAGCACUGACGUCUACAUCGAAUGCGCCGCCUGCGCAGCACUCAUCUUUGUGCACAUUUGCAGAUUAGAACUCUGCGACAACGCAAAAGAGAAAACGAACCCGAGAGUCGGCCAGUGCGACAACGGCGUGGCCUUCGGGUGGGUCACGGAAGAAAACCCCGAGGGCAGGAUCUGUCCGGCUUGCGAAGCUGAUGCUGCUCAAAUGGACAGCAUUGAGGAACAGCUACGACAGGUCGGGGAGGGGCGGCGGUGA
Molecule: messenger RNA, 261 nt
Organism: Hirsutella rhossiliensis
Lineage: Eukaryota; Fungi; Ascomycota; Sordariomycetes; Hypocreales; Ophiocordycipitaceae
Exons: 1
Coding region: 1-261 (86 amino acids)
Source: RefSeq, a predicted model, not a curated record